Messenger RNA from Zootermopsis nevadensis, 4089 nucleotides. RefSeq lists its product as uncharacterized. Lineage: Eukaryota; Metazoa; Arthropoda; Insecta; Blattodea; Termopsidae. The record is from RefSeq and is a predicted model, not a curated record. Gene Ontology annotation, molecular function: protein kinase activity; ATP binding. Gene Ontology annotation, biological process: protein phosphorylation.
UUCUGUUUGCGUGUCCACAGUAGCCCUACUGGUUGUGACACUGUAUGAACUUGCUUAGGAUUUGUUAAGUUGUGUUACCUGUGCGCUUCACUGCGUGUCAAAUACAAAUCUAAACUAUGCGAUUUCAUCUUUUAAAUGUUGGCAUUUUGUAGAUUUAUGGAAGUAAAGAGUCUGCAGCAAAGUUUGUAGAGGUUAAAUGAGGAAUUUUAUAAAAUGAGGUAUAAGCAGUAUAUUUAGAAAGGGUAUUUUCUAAGUGACACUGCUUGUUUUUGGUCUUAAUUAGAAUUAGAAUUUUUUAUGUGCUACAGAUUCUUCAUACUACAAGUCAGUGAUGUGGAACAUGUCAUACUACGAAUACAGAUACAAUGGAAAACGGAGCAAGUAUAAAUAAUGUUUCUUUGGAAGACAACGAAAUGAGUGUUGAUAAUUUUUCACCCAGAGUCAGCCAAAGUUCUAGUUUGAUAUUGAGUAAUACUUUUCAAACUGAGCGGAGUAACUUCCCACUGAGAGCAGAGAUACACAGUGGCAAUAAAUAUUCGAGAAUUAUAAUGGCUAGUGAACAUAAGAGGUGCGUUUUUAAAAGCAAGACUGAAGGGGGAAUGCAGGAGGUCCCAGAAUGUGAGGUGCCUUCUGAUGGUGAACAAGAAACGAUAGACCAAGCACAGCGUAUAGAAAGACAUUUCAGUACACGUUUUGGAACCCAUAUUGAGCACAUCAGUGAAAAUAAGAGAAGAAAAUUUGAGAUUCCAAAAUCUGGUACGUCAGUGAACACAAAGACAGUAAAGAGAGCGGGUCCAUACCUUUUGGGCCCAAUACUGGGGAAUUCCCCUGUCAGAAGUAUUGUCCAGUGUUUAGCCAGGAGACAUGGGACUGAUAACUUCUACACAUUAAAGGUCUUAACAUUGAAGGAUGCCGAAGAAGAGACUCAGGAUGAUCGGCAGGGAAAGAUGUUGCUUCACACUGAGUACUCGCUCCUCUCACUUCUUCACAAUCAAGAUGGAGUCAUUCAUCAUCAUGGAUUCUUUAAAGAUAGUGCAUUUGAGGAACAUCAGACAGAAAAUGGCAGCCUUCUGUACACUGGCCGAAUGAAGCAGAGACUGUGCCUUGUUUUGGACUGCCUAUGUGCGCAUGACUUCAGCUCCCACAGUACAGACCUCCUGAACCUCCAGCACUACGUCAUACGGGAGAAAAAACUAAGCGAGAAGGAGAGUAUCGUUAUAUUCUACGACACAGUUCGAGUAGUCGACAGCUUGCACAAGAGGAAUAUCGUCCAUCGAGACCUGAAAUUAGGUAACCUGGUGUUAAAUCGCCGCACGCAUCGUGUCACCAUCACCAACUUUUGCUUGGGGAAGCACUUGGGUAGUGAGAAUGACCUACUGAAGGACCAGCGAGGGUCUCCCGCGUAUAUUUCUCCUGAUGUCCUGUGUGGAAAGCCUUACCUUGGCAAGCCAUCAGACAUGUGGGCACUGGGCGUGGUACUGUUCACUAUGCUGUAUGGCCAAUUCCCAUUCUAUGACUCCAGUCCAACGCAACUGUUCAGCAAGAUCAAAGCUGCUGAUUACUCCAUUCCAAGUGAUGGCAGAGUGUCUGAGAGUACAAUAGCACUCAUCCGUCAACUAUUGAUCCUGGAGCCUCAGAAGCGAAUGACUGCAUCUGAAGUGUUAGAUUCCCUCAUGGUCAUUAUUGCAAGCAGCAAGCUGGAGACAAACCCUGACAAACUCUUACAGAUUGUACCUGACGUUGAUGACUCAAAGGAAGAUAAAAGUGAAGUUAAACAGUGCCUGCAGGAGGUGCCAGUAGCUGAUAAAUUGGAGGAUUUCUGUCACAAAAUAACACUACAGGAGCAGAUUGAGAACGUGCAGCACAUCAGACAGUCGAUGAUGGCCAUGCAGUGCAACAGAUGUGUGGGGCACAUUCCGAUGCAGAGGAUUGGACAAGAUGCCCGGGAGGUGACUGUGGAAGAGCUAGCUCAAUAUCAGCAUUUGCUACCCCCAGUACAAAUUGGUCAGCCAUUCAGCGUGACAUCUCAGCCGGCCUGGAGUGUCUCCUCUGGGGAUACUCAGAGAGCCCAACCAGUCAACGAUACUGGUAACACGGGUAGGGUAAUGGUGCCUGUGGUGAGUUCUGGCAUACAUUCUCAACCUCAUCAUCAUCAUCCAGAUGCAUCUGUCCCUUUGUACCAGCCACAGUCCUCUCGAGGGGUGUCACAGCAUACAAAUGUCGACAGUUUUGUUCCGGGGUCACAUUGUCAUUCUAAUGGGGGACUUACACACUGUGCUUUACAUGGCGGUUGCCUUGCACACGGAGUCCGAAAUCUGACAGCCGUGCAAACACAGGGUAAUGGAGAACUGGGGCAGAAUCAUCUGAACUCUUCUGUGGUUAAUCAAAGGAAGGUAUGUGUUGUGGACGGCUGUGGUUAUCAGCAGCAGUCCUAUGGCAAUGAUGCACCUGGAAGCAGUACAUCAUGCAGAAGCAGGAGCAGUAAUUCUCCCUCUAAUCAAGUAGAGCCAGUUGUAACUUCUGUUGUUCUUUCAAACAGAGAUACUACCACUCGACAACAGCAAUUGGCAUCAUUUCUGUCAUCUCUGGGGUUAACUUCUACAGUCACAAUCCCACCUGUCCCAUACAUAUGCAAUUCACAUCUCUCUCAUCGGCAUGAAAUGCCAGGGCAUGCCCCACAGCAAGCAGGAUCAAGGAGCUUUAACUGUGCCAGAAACAGCGCUUCUGCGAGUCGGAAUGCGGGUUCAUCAGUUCAGCCUUUGCGACGUGCAAGAGAUGGACCCAGUAGUUCUGUCCUGCAGAGUGUAUCACAGAUCAGACGAGGUGCUGCCAGGCACUGUACCAUCUCACCACGUGUUCAGCAUAACAUUGUACAAAACCUGUCCUUGAUCAUUCAGUCUCGCCUUGAAGCCACUAACAAUCAAACUACUGAUGAUGGCUCUAAUGGAAGAGGAAGAAAUUAAUGGCAUCUGGCAGUGUUGCAUAGAGUUUAUGAUUGUACCUGUUUUCCCUUGUUCUGUGCAUAAGAGGGUUUCUUUUAAUAGAUUGAUAUUUUAUAUGUUGGCUUUCUGGAUUACAAUCACUGUAUGGAUAACUGGGGGAGGGGGGGAGACUUGUUAUGGGCUGAAGAGCUAGGAUGUGAUUCCUGGCAAGGGUUAUUUUUUUGUUGCUGCAACAGUGACCAGUGGGCCCCAUCUAGUCUCCUAUCCGGUGUGUACUCAGAGGGUUCUUUCAAGGAGUGAGGAGCUGGUCACUCACCUCCAUUCGGUGCCAAGAGUUAGAAUGUGUGUUGCUGCACUCUAUAUAUCUUCUUAGCAUAAUGCAUAGAUGCAUGAAAACUUUGUAUAGUGAACACGGGCUGGCAAAGUAAUAGAAAGGUAUAGAGUAUUUGUGGAACUAUUAUAUUUGCUGUAUACUUAAAGGCUUUAUUUUAUAUCACUGGAACUUGCUGAAAUAACAUCACUUGCCAUACCCAUCAUUUUAGUCUUUUUUUAUAUUCUACAGUUAUUACAGUGCAUUAUGUUGAUUUUGGUGAAAACCUACAAUUUUUGUACUUUAAAAAAUGUUCAUCAGUCACUUAUAUUUAAAUGAUGUGAGACAUGUGGAAAGGGAAAAAGGAGCAUAACUCAGAAAGGAGGAUUUGCUGAACUCAUAUGAAUUUUGUUUUGUGCAGCUAGCCGGCACAUUUGUGCUAAAUAUUUAAAGUUACACAUAGUAUGUCAGCAUAUCACAUGGCAUUACCAAAAAUAUUAUCUUUCAUGGGCUGACUGCACCUGGUAGUCCACAUAUAGUUAUGGCUGAAGAAAGUUUGUUGCUUUCACAUUAUUAAAUACUAUAAAAUGUUAACUUUUCCUAUAAGUUUUAAAACAAUCCAAGAACUUCCUGAUGAAGACCACUGCCAUCUGUAUUUAAUCUCAAUUACUCCAAUCAGUCAUUAUGUAUUUCAAUAUUGAGUUUACAGAUGGCACUCUUAUCAUAUUUCUACUAUUUUGUACUUAUCAUUAGAUCAUCUGUGAUCAGAAGAUUGUAAUGGAGUCUUGUUUGAAAUGUGAAAAAUGUGUGCUAUAAAAUAUGUAUUUAUGGAUCUUA